UUUAUCCGAAGAAGCAUCGUAAGAAGAAUAUUUAGCUAUGUUUCGAAAAUACUCAAUGUAAGAUGGAGCAUAAAAGGUGUGGAAAAUUUGAAACUAAACGAGUCCUGUGUGUUGGUGGCAAAUCACCAAAACAAUUUAGACGUACUAGGUGUUUCGCAAAUAUAUGCUCAUUUGGAAACAUCUUGCGUUGCAUUGGCGAAUGACGACUGUAUUUACUCUGGUCCCUUUGGACUGUGUGCUCGACUCAAUCGUUUCACUUUGAUAAACGAAUCGGAUGAGUUAUUUAGUCAUAAAAAUUUAUUACCUUCUAAAAUUAAGCAGUUAAAACACGACAAUGUGAGUAUUUUAAUAUUUCCUGAAAUCAUCAACAAUCGUUCGGACGAGGGAAUCCGCGACUUUCAGAAAAGUGCUUUCAUCUUAGCAAUUAAGGAACAAUUACCAAUAGUGCCUGUGGUAUUUUCCAAUUAUUAUUUUAUCGAUAAUCAUCGUAAAGUAUUUGAUCCUGGUUACGUGACAAUUGAAGCUAUAUCGCCUAUUAGAACAGACAACCUAUCGAUAGAUGACGUAUCGAAGCUCAUUGAAGAAACCAGAAAUAAAAUGAGAACUACUAUGAAGAAACUGACAGCUAAAUUGACACCGCCGAGUGUGAAAGAAUUACGAAAACAGUAUACUUUCUAAAACUGACCCGUAGUAAAGUCAAGCACUUGUUGAAUUUUUAAACGCUUUUUUUUUGCAGCAUGAAAAGUCCUUUUUUUUCAUGUUUUAAAUUUGAUAUAUUUCGAGUCUUCUUUUUUGUCUUCUUAUAUUAUUGACGUAGUUGUAAAUGAGUUUUCCUUUUGCAUUUCUAAUCAUGUUAAUUUUAUGCACCAAAUUUUAAUCCUAAGAAAUGUAGUGAACUGUUGAUAAUUAAAAAGUUAUUUAUUGUUAAAAAAUAAAUAUAUAAAAAUUAA
Molecule: messenger RNA, 950 nt
Organism: Planococcus citri (citrus mealybug)
Lineage: Eukaryota; Metazoa; Arthropoda; Insecta; Hemiptera; Pseudococcidae
Product: 1-acyl-sn-glycerol-3-phosphate acyltransferase beta-like
Exons: 5
Biological process (GO): phosphatidic acid biosynthetic process
Cellular component (GO): endoplasmic reticulum
Molecular function (GO): 1-acylglycerol-3-phosphate O-acyltransferase activity
Source: RefSeq, a predicted model, not a curated record